Molecule: messenger RNA, 2365 nt
Organism: Hemicordylus capensis (graceful crag lizard)
Lineage: Eukaryota; Metazoa; Chordata; Lepidosauria; Squamata; Cordylidae
Gene: PDLIM2
Product: PDZ and LIM domain 2
Exons: 10
Coding region: 405-1610 (401 amino acids)
Biological process (GO): muscle structure development; heart development; actin cytoskeleton organization
Cellular component (GO): Z disc; adherens junction; filamentous actin
Molecular function (GO): muscle alpha-actinin binding; actin binding
Source: RefSeq, a predicted model, not a curated record
UGCCAGGACGCGGGAGAGCCUGGAGGCGGCGCUCGCCUGCCGCUUUCCCUCUGCUUGCCCAGGUCGUUUCAAGAGGCCAAUUAGUGAGCCGCCAGCCAGCCAGCCAGCCUCUUCCGAGGAGGGGAGCCGAGCUCGGCAGGGAGGCAGCUGGCUGGAGCAAAGGACGCGCCGCCGCCCACGCGUUAAGCUGCGGCUCCUCCAAGUAGCCAGGCGGACUUCCCUGGUGCUUCCUUAGCGCCAGCAUCUCCUGUCCUCCUGGGGGUCGCUUCCAAGAUUUGGCGAGCAAGUGCCUGGCCACCUCUCUCUCUCUCUCUUCCUCCGAGGGCUGGGACCUCCUCCGGACUCGUCUCGGUUCGAGGUCCACGGGGUGCCUUGGUUGCCUUCCCGUUGCUGGUGGAGCUACCAUGUCGGUGAGCGUGACUCUCAUGGGCCCAGCCCCCUGGGGCUUCCGUAUAACCGGGGGAAGAGACUUCAGGAAGCCCAUUGUGGUGUCUAAGGUAACGGAGAACGGCAAAGCAGCCCUGGGCAACCUUCGACCUGGUGAUGUCAUAGUCUCCAUCAAUGGUGAGACCACUUCUGAGAUGCUCAACGUGGAGGCACAGAACAAAAUUAAGCAGUGCUCUGGGCAGCUGCAGCUUCAGGUGGACAGGUCUCAGCAAUUUUCUCCCAGCCAGACCAAUGGCGAAAGUUCUCCAGAAAUGUUGAGUAUACGAUUUCAGGACGUUGUGAGAACUCGGGAUGACAGCCAGAGUUCGCUGAGAUCUUCUUACUCCAGCCCUGCCUCGAUCAGCCCACGGCCGAGCAGUCCGUACUCGCCUUCAUCUCCUGGAUACCGAACGUGCAGCCCACACAGCCCCCAGAGGCCCAGCCUCCCCAUUGAGGGCAGAGGGGACUCUGCUGUGAGCAGCCGCAGCUUCCAGUCCCUGGGAAAUACUUCAGGAAUUUCUGAUGAACAUUUUCCACCACCCUUUGGGCAGCAGUAUCCAAGCAGCCAGCAGGAGCAGAGAAGCUUCAGUCACUCCAGUAGAUCUCCAGUUGUGCCUCCUUUGAACGGUUCUCCGUCCCCAGGAUCGUAUUCGCUCUCCAGCCCUUGGGAAGUCAGGAAGGACCAGGAUAGGAGUUCCCCCUCUUAUUACCGACGUUACAGUCUGGACUCCGAGCCAGCCAUGCGCCGUUUUGAAGGAGACUCGGAAGUCUACAAGAUGAUGCAGGAAAACCGCGAAACCAGGGCCCCGCCACGGCAGUCUAGCACUUUCCGCUUGCUCCAGGUGGCUCUGGAGUUGGAUGAAAAAGAGGGCACCACUGCUCCCUUCCCUAGCCAGCUCUCUCCCAGCACUUACAAGCCAGUCAGCAGCUCUGUGGCCGGCGGCGUCCAGAAACUCCAUGUGUGCGAAAAGUGCAGCGGCAGCAUCACGACCCAGGCAGUGAGGAUCCAGGAGAACCGCUACCGCCACCCCUCCUGCUACGUGUGCACCGACUGCGGCCUCAACCUGAAGAUGCGUGGCCAUUUCUGGGUGGGCGAGGAGAUGUACUGCGAGAAGCAUGCCCGCCAGCACCACCAGGGGCGGGGAGGGGACGGCACCGUCACAGCAGUCUACUCCCAGUCCUAAACUCCACCGGAGCAUGUGGGCGCUGAGCAAGAAGGGAGCUGGCGCUGCCACUUUGGAGGCUUCUUCCCAGUAUGCCAUCUUGGUCCCUGCUAGAAAUUCCCUUGGGUCUCUCUUGAUUAGCCACACGUACCUUCUCUUGCACCAUCCAGCCAAUGGGGAUUCAGCCAGUUGAGACACACCCAGGAAAGAGCUUCCAGCUCAGAACUGAAGAAUGACUCCAGGAUUUGGAGAACAAGCAUGGAGCUUCUCAAGGGACAUGGUAUUCCCAUUAGCUGGGCAGGUUUUUGGUCUCUUUCUUAGAAGGGCGAAUGUCCAUAUAGCACAAGCAUUGCAUAUUCAGCACUAAGAAGUUUCCGAGGGAUGCGCUGGGAGAGAGACUGAACUUCCUACUCUGCCAAAUGUGCCUCCUGGGGGUCACUUAUGGGGUACGCUGUGGGGUGUUAGGAUCAUGCCCACACCAUUCCUGUUCUGAAGUGGAAGCCAAAACUAGCCAUCUCUUGCCAUCUCCAGAGACCAGUAUGGUAGGUGGCUGUGUUGCCCCCUUCUGUGCCUGCAGCACCUCUUUCUCACCACAGCUGCCACCAUCCCCACAUCCAUGUCAAAAAUGGAAGAGUAAAGGGAAAGUGGGGGGGGGGUGUCACUGAAAGCACUAGGUACUCCGAUGGCAUGGGUGUGGCUUUGAAUAUUGACUCUGUAAAGCUUCCCUAAGAUAUUAAGCCAGAUCUCUAUGUGAAAUAUAAUAUAUGUAUAAGGCA